Molecule: messenger RNA, 708 nt
Organism: Peronospora farinosa
Lineage: Eukaryota; Oomycota; Peronosporomycetes; Peronosporales; Peronosporaceae
Source: the annotation of a GenBank genome assembly
AUGGGCAGCUUGAACUCGAAGAAGAAACAGUCAUCGUCCUCGACCAAUAAUCGUGCUGGUAAUGGAGCUAAAGGGAAUGGUAUUCGUGCACAGAUCACAUCCAAAGACAAGGCGACCCUUGAUCUAAAAAACGCACGUGAUCGACUCAAGAAGUAUCAGACACGACUCGAUAUCGAAGCAAAUCAGCUUUAUGAGAGUGCUAAAAAGUUGCUACAGGCUGGAAAAAGGGACCGUGCAAAACUUGCGUUAAAGCUAAAGAAAUACAAGGAACAACAAAUGCAUCAGGCGGAUGAACAUUUGAUUCAAGUAUUGGGAAUGUUGGAUACAAUGGAAUGGGAGACACAGCAAUUGCAAGUGUUUGAAGGAUUAAAGGCUGGAAAUUCGAUCUUGAAUGCCAUUCACAAGGAAAUGACAGUGGAGGCAGUCGAAGAACUGAUGCUUGAGACAGAAGAAGCGCAGGCGACGGCAAAUGAAAUUAGCAGGAUUAUAGGUGGCAGUUUGACUGUCGAGGACGAAGACGCCGUGCUCAGUGAGCUUGCUGAGAUUGAGAAACUAGAAGCUGAUGCCAUUGCAAUUGCAAUGCCCGAGGCUCCUGCUACAAUGCUUGAAAUAGCGGACAUUGCAGCAUCAUCAAGUGAAAAAGGCACAACUUCGAAGACUCGUGCUGUUAAAAAGUACGACAAGGACGCCGUCCCUAUUUUAGGGUAA